GUACAGUGUGUAAUCCAUGUAUAUCUGCAUUAGGUUGUACAGUUCAGCUCUUUAACAAACUCACACGUGUUUUUUUCUCAUUGCAGGACUGUACAUUUUUCACCCGCAAAGAAAUUUUGCGGUUACAUGGCAGAUACCAUGAGUUGGCUCCACAUCUUGUACCGAUGGACUACACCAAGGAGCCUGAGUGUAAUGUGCCUUUAGCCUUGAUAGUCAACAUGCCAGAGUUAAAGGAAAAUCCGUUUCGAAACAGGAUCGUCGAGUCUUUCUCAGAAGACGGGAUGGGCAAUCUCAGCUUCAAUGAAUUCGUGGACAUGUUCUCAGUCCUCAGUGAAAUGGCUCCCAGAGAACUCAAGGCCAUAUAUGCCUUCAAAAUAUAUGAUUUCAAUGUGGACAAUUACCUGUGCAAAGAGGACCUGGAAAAGACUCUGAAUAGGCUGACAAAGGAGGAGCUGACUCCCGAGGAGGUGGAGCUGGUGUGUGAGAAAGCCAUCGAGGAGGCCGAUCUGGACGGAGACAGCAAACUCUCCUUUGCUGACUUUGAGAAUAUGAUAUCUAGGGCACCUGACUUUUUAAGUACCUUCCAUAUACGAAUCUGAGAGGGCUGAGAUGAAGCUUUCCAAGGUCGAUGGUGUGAUGAACCUCAGGACUCUCCCUGAACUGUGUCCUGGCCACAGCACAGUGCCAGUCCUCCAUUCCCAUCGUCAAAAAGAGAAUCACACAUCAGUUCUCUCUGGCUUCAUAGAAGUCUGCCGAGAUAGAAAUCAAGAUAUUGGGUAAAGCUGGAUUCCCAGGACGCUGUAUUUCUCGACUGCAAAUGAAAAUGUAUUUUUAUUUUAUUACUUAUCAAGGGCUUGACCUGGUUCGGUCUCUCGUUGGGAAAAAACGUAAUUCUUCUAACAUUUUAAGUUGAAAAAUGGGAAAUCUAAAGUGUCUAAAUGAGCCAGUCAUCUCCGGAUUGUGGUCAUACUUAAAAUGUUAUUUACCUACAUUGCACAUGUCUUCCUACAAUGACACAGUAGAUGUACGGUUAAAGCUUGAAGUGAAUGAAAGCACAGCAAUGGCAUUAAGGGCAUACAGAUAUUCUCUAUAUGAGCUAUGCAAUAUUUGUACAUGCGGUGUGUUGCUUUAAGUCAUGCUAGGUUGUGUUUCUCGAGCACGUUGACAAUCAUAUAUUCCUGUUCUCCGGGUUAAAUGAAGGGCUCUGUCUUCUGAACUCAUUGUGGUAUCUUUCAUCUGCCUCAGCCAUUAUCAUGAGAUGGUAGUUACAGCCAUUUUUUGGUUACUACACAUGUUACAGUAUUUUAAUGUGACUUCAGGUACUUUUGAUAAAUGCUUUUUUUCCUGUGUGUACUGGUUGUUUGUGUGGUGAAUGCAUUUGUGUCAAUGCAUCUGUGGGAUUUGUUGUCGUCACUGAAAAAAAGAAAUGAAUGAACAGUUGGGAAA
This is a messenger RNA of Platichthys flesus (European flounder), 1446 nucleotides long. It is a transcript of the gene cib2, whose product is annotated as calcium and integrin binding family member 2. The coding region runs from base 165 to 599 and encodes 144 amino acids. The transcript has 5 exons. NCBI's taxonomy places the organism in Eukaryota, Metazoa, Chordata, Actinopteri, Pleuronectiformes, Pleuronectidae. The record is from RefSeq and is a predicted model, not a curated record. Gene Ontology annotation, molecular function: calcium ion binding.